Molecule: messenger RNA, 2149 nt
Organism: Jatropha curcas
Lineage: Eukaryota; Viridiplantae; Streptophyta; Magnoliopsida; Malpighiales; Euphorbiaceae
Product: conserved oligomeric Golgi complex component-related / COG complex component-like protein
Biological process (GO): intra-Golgi vesicle-mediated transport
Cellular component (GO): COG complex
Source: RefSeq, a predicted model, not a curated record
CCGGAACGGUGAUUCACCCGCGCGACCAGCCUUGUUUCAGAUCUAAAACGCAAAUAAAAAUCAUAAAAUAAGUUGUGAGCUGGUCAAGUCCAAUUCAAUCUCUGCACUGAGCAUUACCAGACGCAGAUCUUUACAUUUUUCAGUAAACUAAGUGAAGAUCCAAAACCCAAAACCCUAAUUCGAUAUUCAGGUAGAAGGAAAUGGAGGCAGAAAAUGCAGAGGAGAAGUCGACGGUGGCAAGCCUCCUCCCUCUCGCCUCCGUCUCUCAGCAGCCCUACAUCUCUGAGCUUCUCUCUUUUACUCUCGAUCGCCUUCACAAAGAACCAGAGCUACUGCGAGUUGAUGCGGAGAGGAUUCAAAGGCAAAUGCAGGAAGUGGCAGUAUGUAAUUACCGUGCGUUCAUAGCUGCAGCUGAUGCAUUACUUGCAAUUAGAGAGGAAGUGUCUUCUAUUGACAAACAUCUUGAAUCGCUGAUAACUGAGAUCCCAAAGCUGACAUCUGGUUGCACAGAGUUCAUUGAAUCUGCCGAACAGAUUUUAGAGGAGAGGAAGAUGAACCAAACAUUGUUAGCAAACCACAGCACAUUGCUUGAUUUGCUUGAAAUUCCUCAACUUAUGGACACAUGUGUACGGAAUGGAAAUUAUGAUGAAGCUCUUGACCUGGAAGCAUUUGUUGGUAAACUCUCAACCAUGCACCCCAAAUUACCUGUCAUUCAAGCACUAGCUGCAGAGGUUAGGCAGACCACCCAAUCUCUUUUGUCUCAGCUUCUUCAGAAACUUAGAUCUAAUAUCCAGUUGCCCGAAUGCCUCCGGAUCAUUGGCUAUCUACGUCGGAUAGGAGUAUUUAGCGAGUAUGAAAUGCGUUUACAGUUUCUGAAAUGCCGAGAGGCAUGGCUUACUGGUAUACUGGAGGAUCUGGACCAGCGAAAUGCGUAUGAAUACUUGAAAGGGAUGAUAAAUUGCCACAGGAUGCAUCUUUUUGAUGUUGUUAACCAAUAUCGAGCAAUAUUUGCAGACGACACAUCAGGCAGUGAAGAAAAUUAUGAUGGUGGACUUCUUUUUAGUUGGGCCAUGCAUCAGAUUACUGCACACCUUAAAACUCUUAAAAUAAUGCUCCCAAAGAUAACUGAGGGUGGGUCUCUAUCAAAUAUUCUAGACCAGUGCAUGUAUUGUGCAAUGGGACUUUGUUGGGUUGGUCUGGAUUUUCGGGGCUUGCUUCCGUCGCUUUUUGAAGAGGCUGUCCUCAACUUAUUCUCAAAGAAUAUGAGCACUGCAGUUGAAAAUUUUCAGUUAGUUCUGGAUUCACAUCGCUGGGUUCCACUACCAGCAGUUGGCUUUUCAACCAGUAUUGUUGGUGAAGAAAAUCAAGAGGAUGUGACUCCACCAUCUUAUUUAAUGGAACAUCCACCUCUUGCAGUGUUUGUUAACGGUGUAUCUGCUGCAAUGAAUGAACUACGCCCUUGUGCCCCCUUAAGUUUGAAGUUUGUGCUUGCUCAAGAACUAAUUAAAGGCUUGAAGGCUGUUUCCGACUCUUUAUUAAGAUACAAUGCAACUCGGAUGCUCAGAGAAAAUGAAUCUGGGCAUUUCCUCUCCCUUUGCCGAUCUUUUAUAGAGGUGGCUUACCCACAUUGUGCAACGUGCUUUGGUCGCUGUUACCCAGGGGGUGCUGCUCUUAUUAUGGAUGCAAAAAAUUUAUAUGAUGGAAUUAACCGCCUACUGACAGCCUCUCCCUCGAGAGAACUCCCAAGGCCCCACAGUAAUGCUGAGGAAAAGAGCAUAAAAGAAAAUGGGGAUCUGCCUGCAGUUGAAAAUGGGGUUACUCCAGAUGUUGAAGACACAAAGGAUACUAUAGAUGCAGAUGAAAAGGAGCAGGAAAGCCCCAAUUUACAGACAAAUGAAGAGCAAACUGCAGCAUGAAACACCCAAAGAAAAAACCAUAUAGGCCCACCAUAAUUUUGUAGUGCUCCAUUAUUUUUUAUUUUUAACUGUUUGAUAUUCUUCCCACCACCAUUUGUAAUAUUAUCCUGUCACUUGAUGUUCAUUAAUUUUUAAAUAUUUGUUGAGAUAUACAAGAGGAAGAGAUUAUUUCAUGGACAGUUGGAUGUAGUUUAAGAGCUUAUUGUUGUGUAAUAUUCUUAACCUGCCAUCAA